Molecule: messenger RNA, 2458 nt
Organism: Amphimedon queenslandica
Lineage: Eukaryota; Metazoa; Porifera; Demospongiae; Haplosclerida; Niphatidae
Product: gamma-aminobutyric acid type B receptor subunit 2-like
Exons: 16
Coding region: 15-2366 (783 amino acids)
Biological process (GO): gamma-aminobutyric acid signaling pathway; G protein-coupled receptor signaling pathway
Cellular component (GO): G protein-coupled receptor heterodimeric complex; membrane
Molecular function (GO): G protein-coupled GABA receptor activity
Source: RefSeq, a predicted model, not a curated record
UGUGAGUAAAAGUCAUGAAGCUGCUCUGUCUUCUUUUCCUUGUGUCUCUGUCACUUUCCACAUCAGUUUCAGUUUUCAAAAAGAACUCUUCUCUUCAGUUUGGAUACAUUACCUCACUCACUGGCUCUUUCAUAGCCAGUGGGAGCAUACCUGUUGUUGAUUUGGCAUUGAAACUCAUUAACGAGAGGAAUGACCUCCUUGAGAACUAUACAUUGGGGUAUACUGAUUUUCUGGACUCAAAAUGUUCUUAUACAAGCUCUUUGGACCAGUUCUUCAAAUUAGUGAACCGUAAUGCUACUAUUUUAGCAUUGUUGGGUUGUGGAUGCUCUACUGCUACCAUUCCAGUAGCUGAGAUUAGUCACUAUUGGAAUAUACCGCAAGUUGCCUUUGCAUCUAGCUCUCUGGCAUUAUUUGAUCGUCAUCGAUACAGGAAUUUUUUCAGAACAAUAAUAGCACAGCGCUUUAUUGGUACAGCAUUAGCACAGCUUAUGGUAGAGUUUGGAUGGAAACAAAUGGGAGUCAUAACGCAAGAUGAGGCUUUGUUUCAAAAUACAUUAGUAAGUAUUAGUACCGCCUUUAAGACACGAGGUUUGGUUCUUAAUGGAUAUGUUAUUAAAACAGGAGGUUCUUUGGAUCCUUUCUUUGCAAGAAAUGAUGCUAUGAAUUUUAGAAUAAAUAAAAUAAAUGCUUAUCCUAGUUUUAGCUAUCAAGUACUGUGUAAGGCAUAUUACAGAGGAAUGUAUGGGUCAAAGUAUGUAUGGAUCCUUCCAAUGUGGUAUGCUCCAGAUUGGUGGAAGACUGUGUCCUCUGGAAACUGCUCCUGUACUGAUGAUAUCAUGUUACAAAUGUUGAAUGGCAUCAUGGGUGUAGUUCCUGAAGGAUUUUUCCCACUUGAGAAUGAGUCAAUAGUAACUUACUCUGGCUUGACUUCAAGAAUAUUUGCUGAUCAAUAUCAUUUUCUUCUACAAGAGCCUAAGUAUGAAAAUUUAACAGAAUUAGGAAUUGCUGGACUUGCUUUUGAUGCUGUGUGGGCUAUUGCUGUUGGAUUAGACAUUGCAUCCAAGAAGAUCCUUUUUGGUAAUGAGACUGGGUGUGAAAAACUGUCCGGAGAAAUAGCACCAUUGGAAUAUUUCAACUACACUAAUAAGAAGUUAGGAUGCAUUUUGAAGCAGAGUUUCAGUGAAGUUAACUUCCUUGGAAUAACUGGUGAUAUAGCUUUCACUCUUAAUGGUAGUCGACUGGACAAUGUUAUAUUGUGUCGUCAAUAUAGAUCAUCAGGGACCACAGUUAAUAUAAUGACAUUUGGUCGUGUUACCGUAGAAUCUCAAAGAAGUAUUUUCAAAUUUUUAAAAGGAGAAUCAAACACGAGCUUGUGGAUUGGUGGGUCUCCUCCAUAUGACGGCUACCCAGUGGAUAGAUUGCAUUCAAACCAUAUUGUGCUGGUUGUCAUCUACAGCCUAACUGCAGGUUGUGGCAUUGUGUUUGCAGUGUUGUGUUUGACUUUCAACAUUGUUUAUAGUAACAAGAAAGUAUUAAUGGCAAAUAAUGCUAAAUUGAACUAUUUGAUUAUUCUUGGCUCAGCAGUAUUGUAUAUAAGUGUCUUCUUUUUCUCUUAUACUCCAUACAAUCCUAAAACACAAGAAGUCUUUUGCAAUUCACGGUCACGGCUGUUUUCUCUGGGAUACAACCUCUGUUUUGGUGUCAUUUUGUCUAGGACAUGGCGGAUCUAUUAUAUCUUUAGCAAUAUAAAAGCAAAAAAGAAAGUGGGGAUCAAAAACUGGAUGCUUUUGCUUAUAAUAAUAGGCAUUGUGCUUAUUGACCUCAUAAUUAUAUUUACUGGUAGGAUAAAGCAUGCCAUUGUAAGGGAUCAAGAGCAUCCACUUGUGGUAGAUGAUAAUGGAAGAAUAGUACACUAUUUUGUUGUCAUUUGUAAUAGCUCUAUAAUUUCGGAGUUGUUUUCAUUUGGCUAUAAAGGAAUCCUUCAACUUUGCGCCAUAUUCAUGGCCUUUCACAUGCGCAAUGUGAACGUGAAGGCUCUCAAUGAAUCAAAGGAGAUAGCUGCCAUCAUUUACAUUAACAGUAUUGUUCUGGUCAUGCUCGGUGUCACAGAAUUUGUCUUGGACCGCAGUCACAAUGCUUAUGCUGCACUGUUUGGAUUGGGCUUGCUUAUUGAUGCAACACUUUUUCUUGGGUUCACUUUUAUUCCAAAGAUUUUUAAUGUCUACUUCAAUCCUCAUGGGGGCAAAUUAUUUACUAACACUAAAAUUGGAAAAUCUAUGCAAUCAAAAGUGGCACCAGAAAGGAUUCAAGAUGAAGAUCAUUGCAAGAUUAAGAACACUAGCUGUUCUAUUGGAACUCUUCAAUAGUACUCAGUAGUAAAAUUUUAGUAGCAGAACUAGAACCAGUCAAUCAUUAGUGCUUUUUAGUUUUAGCUUUUAGUAAAAAUGUUUAGAUGUCA